Molecule: messenger RNA, 481 nt
Organism: Rhodamnia argentea
Lineage: Eukaryota; Viridiplantae; Streptophyta; Magnoliopsida; Myrtales; Myrtaceae
Product: FAM10 family protein At4g22670-like
Exons: 2
Coding region: 189-461 (90 amino acids)
Source: RefSeq, a predicted model, not a curated record
GAAGAGGACAAACAAAGGACAAAAGAAUUACGGUGAAACGAAAUCUUAUUCUACACCAAAUUCAAACAAAUGGACCCUGUGUAAUAACUAUUUAGAGCAGUAAUGCAACUGCUGCAGAUAGAACCAUCAAAGCCAAGCUAUUCCCAUGAGCAAAAGCAAUAUUGCCUGGCGUGGAGGCCACCGGUGCCAUGGAGGGGCUCUUUCCUGGAGGCGAGGGAGGAGAGGGCGGUGUCGAAGGUUCCAUCAUGGGUGGAGGUGAGCUCAUGGCAGGGCCGGGGCUCGUCGUAGGGGUGGAAGCCGGAGGAGACAUCAUCGGCGGAGGUGACGAGACAGGGGUGGUGGCCGUGGGGGGCGGGGUCAUGGUGGUCGGCGGCGGAGCCAUCACGGUGGUGGGAGGGGUGGCAAUGGAGGAGGGUGGCAUUGUCAUGGGGGUGGUUGAAGGGGUCGGGGAAGGAGCUUGAGCAAGUGCUGAUGGGGCUAG